CGGGCUCCGGCGGCCUGAAGACGCCACACACUUAGUCGACGGGUGCCUCUUUCAUCACCACCAGGGAAUCAUCUCCAUCCGAUCUUCCUCAUGGCGGAUCCUCAUUUACUGCCCCAGGCUCAUGCCUUCCAAGUUCCGCUCCUCAAUUUAAACAACUACCACUUUUACCAUUGUUAUUAUCAACUGAAAAGAACAACCUCUACCAUACUCUCUCAGUCGCUCCACCACCUCCAGCGUUUUACAAUCACCGCACGUUAGCUUUCGUCCAACAAUGGCCACCGCCACUUUCGCUGCUGCAUUAGCCUUUAUAGGCACCUACUUGCUGAACGUGCAUUCGAGUUUGGGCCGGUUCCAGGCAAGGUUUGGGGCGCCCGAGUGGCUAGAUAGAAGUCUGGUGGGUGAUUACGGGUUCGACCUGUUCGAGUUGGGGAAAUCAGCGGAGUACUUGCAGUUUGAAUUGGAUUCAUUGGAUCAAAACUUGGCGAAGAAUCUGGCUGGUGAGUUGAUCAGGAUCCGUGAGUGCUUCGAAGUUAAGCCCACGCCGUUCUAGCCGUACACUGAGGUGUUUGGAUUGUAGAGGUUCCGUGAGUGCGAGCUGAUUCACGGGCAAUGGGCCAUGUUGGCUACUUUGGGUGCCCUCGCCGUUGAGUGGCUCACCGGAGUGACCUGGCCGGAAAGGUACGUCAGUGAAUUUCCC
This is a messenger RNA of Rubroshorea leprosula, 697 nucleotides long. The record is from the annotation of a GenBank genome assembly. NCBI's taxonomy places the organism in Eukaryota, Viridiplantae, Streptophyta, Magnoliopsida, Malvales, Dipterocarpaceae.